This is a messenger RNA of Schistocerca serialis cubense, 945 nucleotides long. RefSeq names its product glutathione S-transferase 1-1 (gene gfzf). Gene Ontology annotation, molecular function: glutathione transferase activity. Bases 108 to 809 code for a protein of 233 amino acids. Gene Ontology annotation, biological process: glutathione metabolic process. The transcript is spliced from 6 exons. NCBI's taxonomy places the organism in Eukaryota, Metazoa, Arthropoda, Insecta, Orthoptera, Acrididae. The record is from RefSeq and is a predicted model, not a curated record.
CUCUCGCUCUCGUCACCACAAUCGUACGAGCCCUCAUAGUAGUCGUCUACACGACACGUGCCUCUGACAUUACUUUGAGGUGACGUGUCGUCCGUACUGUGUCCGAGAUGGCUGGCCUGAAGCUGUACUCGGUCAGUGACAGUCCCCCGUCGACGGCUGUCAAGAUGGCGCUCGAGGCUCUAGCACUCGAGUACACCAACAUGGAGGUGGACUUCGCAGCCGGAGAGCACCUCAGCGAAGAGUUUUCCAAGAAAAACCCGCAACGAGAAAUUCCUUGCCUGGACGAUAACGGUUUUUUCCUAAGUGAAAGCAUCGCCAUCCUGCAGUACCUGGCUGACAAGUACGGCCCCGGACACAGCAUUUACCCGCGGGAUCCGCAGCAGAGGGCCCUGGUCAACCACAGGCUCGCCUUCAACGUUUCCACGUACUACGCUCGAAUAGCAGAAUAUGCGGUGGCACCGAUAUUCUUUGAUUACAAGAGGACUCCCGAGGCUCUUAAAAAACUGAAGAUAGCUCUGAACGUCUUAAACACCAUCUUAGAAAGACAGGGAACCAAAUUUGCAGCAGGAGAGCACGUGACUCUGGCGGAUCUGUCGCUGGUGGCUGCGACCAUGUGCCUGGAGGCGGUGGAGUUCGAGUUGUCGCUGUGGCCGAGAGUCCUGCGGUGGUACGCAGACUUCAAGCAGGCGGCGCCACGCCUCUGGGCGAUCGCAGAGCCCGCCAUGCUGGAGCUGCGGACCUUCAGCAAGAGCCCGCCGGACCUGUCGUCGCUGCAGCACCCAUACCACCCCGUCAGGGCCAGCAAGUAGCGCGUCGUUGCGUCCCCGUGUCCCGAGCCUGCACCACGAGUUCCUUCUGAUUUUCUCUGCAGUUUCCUAUGUUUUUGUAAUAGUGUUCAGAUGAAAACAAUAAACGGGAAAAUUCUUGUGUUUGUCGAUAGCUUCA